Messenger RNA from Malus domestica (apple), 1677 nucleotides. RefSeq lists its product as uncharacterized. The record is from RefSeq and is a predicted model, not a curated record. Lineage: Eukaryota; Viridiplantae; Streptophyta; Magnoliopsida; Rosales; Rosaceae.
CCCAAUACUUAAUUAAUUAAUUAAUCUCCAACGGUCGAAAAUUUGGUAAAACCCCACCGACGCCACCAACGUUCGCUCUAUCUCCCGCAACGGUUACUUCUUCUUCUUCCACUGUCCACCUCUUCAGCUCCAAAACCCAACAAAACCCCCCAAUCUCUCUGUCUUCCUCUCUCUCUUGCAGUGGUUGUUGUACAGCUCGCUUUCUUUCUGGGUUUUUGUCUGUGAGAGUUAUGGAACCGGCAAAAAUCGAUUGGAAAAGUUUGGAGUGGAGAUUCACAGAGGACAAAUACUACGAGCAAAUAAACGCCCCCAAGUGGUUCGAUUUCUUGAACCCCAAUGACAACUCCGUCGACGAUCAGACCUGGUUCUGCCGCCCCGAAUGCAAGCAUCCGAAGACGGCUGAAGAUUUUCUCAAGUCAUCACCUCCCAAGGUUCCGAGAUCAGCUGUUGUUUCUGAAGUUUCUCCACUUGGUGAUAAAAUCCAGAGAGAUGUGAGGUUAAAGAGAAGGGGAUUGAAGCAAUCUUCGAUUUACCCGACUAAUAACUCAAGAUUCAAGGAAGAUGGUGAAAAUCAGAACCCCAAUUUAUCAACCCCUCCAAUGAACCAAGCUAAGGCCAUGAAGGCAACAAUCAAAUCAAGCACAGAGAAGAAGCAACCAAUUGAGAGCACACCGCCAAACAAUGAGGUGCUUCCGAAGCUGAGAAGCACGCUGUCUGCAACGAAUUUAUUUGCGGGGAGGGACAUUCUGAAUCAGAUUACAGACUUCUGUUCUGAAUUGAAGAGAAUGGCGAUGAGAGCGAGGGAGAGAGAGGAUGUGGAGAAUUCGGAUGUGAGGAAAAGCCCAGCGGGUUUGAAGGAAGAGGUAGUGAAGAAUGAGGAGUGUAACAGUGAGGUUUUAAGGGAGUUGAAAGGGAGGGAAACAGAGAGAAUGCCACUGCUUGAGGUGGGUAAUGGAAAAACUGAGAGGCAAACUGAGACAACUCCAUUGCUGGAGCUUAAUAUAGUGAAAAAUGAGAGGCAAGCGGAGAGAACGCCAUUGCAUGGGGUAAGCAAAACAAACGCUGAAGGAAUGGAGGGGAGCAAUACCGAGGAGAAGCCGACGAGGAAGAAAAGAGAUGAUGAGACAGAGAACGUCCCCAUUCCCUCUAAGUUUAGCGAAUGUCAAGCGCAAAGGAGGCGAGAGCUUGUUGCAAAUCCGCACCAACCCUCCCUCUCCUCAAUGCUUUUCUGCCACAAGGCCCUCCAGCAACAUCACACCUUCAAAAGCUUCCAAGUCUAAGCUGAUGGAACGGGGAAUCCUUGGAGAGGAAGAGCAGAAUAAAAAGGUGGUGAGCAAGGAGGAUUCCACAGAGAAAGGUAAACCUGCCUGUAUAGUCGAUGGAAGAGAAGCAAGAGCGUUGGACGUUUUCUGGUUUUUAAAACCUUGCACAACACUUUCCAGCUAAAACAUUGAGCAACAAAUUACAUCCAUUCUUUCAUUCUUUCGAUUCUUUUUCUUAGUUCUUUGUUACCGUUCGUUAAUUGUUUCGCCCUUGUGGUCUACAGUUUUAAUUUGCUUCAGACAAUUGUAGCUUUGCUAAAUAAAACUGUAAUGUACCGAGCACACCCACACAAUAAUUGUACUGUGCUCAGCUCCCAUGAAUAAGCUUUCGAUAUUCAGCAUUGAGUUUCAUGCA